CUAAACUGAAAGUAGAACGAUGCCAUCAGCGAUAAAUAUAGGGUAAUAUGUUUUAAUACACGUGUAUCAAACUGAAAACUAUUCUUACGUUAUACACGUCUCUACAAAGCAUUCAUCACAUAUUUGUCCGUAAUUGUGGGUCUACAAGCACAAUCAAAUGGGAAAACAUUGAAAUAUGAAGCGAUGUACGUGUACCACGCUUUGGUGACAUUGUGGAUUUGUACAUGUCUGUAACUAGGCUUUGUUUUAUGAAGAAAAAAACCCUCUAGAUAAUCAAGGACAUAAUCAGACAGCUGGAAUAUUAUACAGACUAGAAGUUAAAAUUUAUUACUGACAAGAUUCAGUGUUAUCACUUAGAAAAAAAGUGACAUAUAUACUUGCCAGAAAAUAUCCCCUUGCUUUUGGAGAAAGGAAGCCAUAAAACGAUGAAGAACAUUCUAUUUCUGGCUGUGCUGUACUUCCUCCAAGGCCUACCGUAUGGACUACAGGCAAAGUUUCUGCCUGUUUACUUCAGGUCACAUGGCAUGAGUCUGACUGACAUUAGCCUCUUCAAGCUACUCCUGUUACCCUGGAUGUGUAAAGCAUUGUGGGCCCCUUAUGUUGAUCGCUACGGUACCAAAAAGGAUUGGCUCAGGUGGAGUAUGGCAGGGUUAGCAUUGACUUGCAUAUUUGGAGCCUUUUCUCCGCCUGAACUCAUCAUACCACUGGCAUGUGUACUUUUCCUUUUCAAUCUUUUAACUUCAACUCAGGACAUUGCUGUGGAUGGAAUAGCAAUACAAAUUCUGUCCUCAUCAGAACUGGCAUACGGGAACAUCGCCCAGGUGGUUGGCUAUAAGGUAGGAACACUGGUCAGUGGAGGUGUUCUAACCUGGCUAAGUGACCACAUGCCUUGGCCAGUCCUUUUCUUUAUUUUAGUAGGCGUUUACUCACUUUCAACAUUUCUCGUGACUAUUGGUAUAUCACAUACAGAAACAACACACAAGGAGGAAACAGAAACAUGUGGACAUACCUCCAAUCAGAACAAUACUGACGAAGAAGAGGGUCAGUAUGGAUGGUUUUUGAAACAUUUAGUAGAAGUUUACAGAUCAACAGGAACUAAAUGGAUAAUUGUGUUUGUUCUUCUCUAUAAACUAGGUGAACAAGGAGCCAUCAGUAUGGUCCCACUCUUUCUGGUGGACAAAGACCUCCCGAUGUCCAAGAUUGGAUUUUGGACAGGCAUGGUGGGACAGCUAGUGUCGAUAUUUGGUUCAUUUCUGGGAGGCUGGCUUAUAUCUCAUCUCAGCUGGAACACACUGGACCUCCUCAGAGUAUCAUGUAUGCUUCGAUUAUUUCCACUCUCCACUCAGAUCCUUGUAGUGUGGUUCUGGUCAGAAGAAAGUGCUACUCUGUGUUAUGUAAUAUCUAUCGUGAGUAUGCUCAUAAUGCUUCUGAUCAGUGGGACCGUAACCACAGCAACUUUCACCAUGAUGAUGCAGUGCUCACAGUUAGCACCCUCUAGGAUCCAGGCAACACACUACACUACGCUGGCCACUCUGGAAGUUCUAGGGAAGUUAACCUUCUCUGUGAUAACAGGAUCUAUCACUGAUUUUGUAGGGUAUAGAUAUGUGUACUUAUUGUUUAUAGCACUGACUGCAAUGCUGCUGCCAUUGUUCAAACAUUGUCCACCAAGUUUGGAGGAGAAAGCAAAUACAAACAAAAAUCAUUAAUACAUGUACUACAUUUUUUAGGAAAUAUGACUUUCAAGAAAACUAGAAUACACAGAUAGAUGUUUGAUUGACAAGGAGGAUCUGCUGACUGUGUAACUUGAACUGAUUUCUGCAUGCAUGUAAUUUCUUCAUCAGAGAGUGGAACGAUUAGUAGGAAAUAAAAUAUCCAAAGAUGACAUCAGUAGUAUAUCAAAUAUACUUUCCAUGAAAGUGAGAAAAUUGAAACAUGUUUUCAUUAUGAAUUCUUAACUUAAUAUAUGUAAGUAAUAAUGACCUUGAUCUUUGGUCCUCCUAUUGUUCAGCAAAGUAACCACCAGCUACUACAUGGAGACACCACCUCAAAGUACUGCUUGCUCAUAGGCAAUGAGCACAGAAAACAUACUUAGAUGUGAGCAUGCAUGAUGAUGGCCUUGCCAAAUGGUAAAAAAAUCAAUAUACAUUUGUAUACUAAUAUGAAUUGUAUAUAAACAAAGUCAAAGAAUUUGAAAAUUCUUGGUAUAUUGUCUAUGCAAAAAAAACCAAAAAGUAUACUAAGAAAUACUUUCUCAAUUUUACCUCAAAUGUAGAAUAUGAUAUAAAUGUGUAUGUUAAUUAAAACCUUAUCCAUCUUGA
Molecule: messenger RNA, 2318 nt
Organism: Pecten maximus
Lineage: Eukaryota; Metazoa; Mollusca; Bivalvia; Pectinida; Pectinidae
Product: major facilitator superfamily domain-containing protein 3-like
Exons: 5
Coding region: 426-1706 (426 amino acids)
Biological process (GO): transmembrane transport
Cellular component (GO): membrane
Molecular function (GO): transmembrane transporter activity
Source: RefSeq, a predicted model, not a curated record